Trachemys scripta elegans is the source of this 3530-nucleotide messenger RNA. RefSeq lists its product as uncharacterized. The record is from RefSeq and is a predicted model, not a curated record. Gene Ontology annotation, biological process: proteolysis. Gene Ontology annotation, molecular function: aspartic-type endopeptidase activity. The transcript is spliced from 2 exons. Lineage: Eukaryota; Metazoa; Chordata; Testudines; Emydidae. The coding region runs from base 8 to 1198 and encodes 396 amino acids.
CUGCAUCAUGAAUCCUUUAAUUCCCAUUAAUCAAGAAGGUCCCUAUGUAAAUUGUGAAAUUGCAGGACAAUCUGUUACUUGUCUUGGAGCUAGUAGAUCUGCUUUAAGAUCCGCGGAGUUUCCCUCUGUUCCUUUGACAACUUUGUCUGUAAAUGCUGUGGGCAUUUCAAAUCAACCUGUUUCGCAUCCUGUCACAAAACCCCUUGCGGUUUCACUAGGGCCCCUGGCUAACAAGCAUGCAUUCUUGCUCAGCCCCUCCUCUCCUGUGAAUCUGUUGGGAAGGGAUCUUUUGUGUAAAUUAGGUUGUGCUAUCUAUUGCACACCAGAUGGCGUAUUCUUACAGGUUCCUGAUGAGAAUACCAAUCUAGUGUUGGCUACACUCCACAUAGAGGAGCCAGCUAAAUUACCAACAACUCGUAGCCCUGACCUUGUGCAUUUGUUAUCACAAAUUCCUCCUCAUCUCUGGUCUCCGCAUGCCAAUGAAGUGGGACAGAUUCCGACAGCCGAACCGGUUAAGAUUUUGGUUGAUCCUUCUAAAGCUUUGCCAAGGGUUCCCCAAUACCCUCUGCGUCCUGAGGCAGAGGAAGGAAUAGCCCCAGUAAUGGAGUCUUUAUUACAGCAGGGUAUUAGUGUUGCCACCACCAGUUCUUGUAAUACUUCUAUCUUUCCUGUAAAGAAACCAGGAAAGAACACCUAUCGGUUUGUUCAAGAUCUCCUCGCGAUUAAUGCUGUUGUUUUACCUUCUUUCCCCAUGGUUCCAAAUCCAGCUACAAUUCUUUCUUGUAUUCCACCUUCAGCUACUCACUUUACUGUUGUGGACCUUUGUUCAGAUUUCUUUUCUAUCCCCAUACACCCUGAGAGUCCGUAUCUGUUUGCCUUCACCUAUAAAGGACGCCAGUACACCUGGACCCGGUUACCCCAAGGGUCUACUGAGUCCCCAUCCUUGUUUUCCAAGAUUCUGAAAAAGGAUCUGGACGGUGUGGUUUUUCCAGGUAAAUCAGUGCUUAUACAGUAUGUGGAUGAUCUCUUGCUGGCAUCCCUUUCUUUUGAAUCUUGUAAAGCUGAUACUUUGAGUCUCUUGACUGCUUUAGCUGCUAGCAAAGUCUGUCCAGUGCACCAGCCCUGGGACUUCCUGAUUAUGCUAAACCCUUCACUCUUUUCUGUCAUGAGCGUAACGGGUUUGCUUUGGCUGUAUUAAGGCAAAAGCACGGAGAUAAACACCGUCCCAUUGCUUAUUACAGUACUGCCCUAGACGCUGUGGCAGCUGGAUUUCCCCCUUGCCUGUGAGCUGUGGCUGCAGCAGCCCUUGCGGUUCAAGUAUCUGAAUCUAUUGUCUUAGGAUCUCCUUUGAUUGUUGCUGUCCCUCACGCUGUGGCUGCUCUCUUGUUAAAAUCUAAGACACAGCAUCUAUCCACUUCUCGUCUCACAAAAUACGAGCUUGUCUUGUUGUCUUCGUCUCAUAUUACUUUGGCUCAUUGCCCCGUUCUAAAUCCUGCCUCCUUGUUGCCUGGGCCAGACGACGGAGACCCACAUGACUGUGUGUCUGUGACAUCGGUUCUCUCUCGUCCAAGAGAUGAUUUACUAGAUGUGCCUUUGCAAAAUCCUGCUCUUAUUUACUUUGUGGAUGGUUCGUGCUUGCGAGAUUCUAAGGGUCAAUUGGUUGCUGGUUAUGCAGUGUGCUCUGCACAUGCUGUUAUUGAAAGUGCUUUUCUUCCUUCUGUGUUUUCUGCUCAAGUGGCCGAACUUGUGGCUUUAACUCGAGCCUGCAUUCUAGCACAGGAUCAAGCAGUUACAAUCUAUACAGACUCUCGUUAUGCUUUUGGAGUGGGACACAAUUGUGGUUUGCUCUGGAAGCAUAGAGGUUUCCUUACAUUCACUGGUUCUCCUAUUAAGAACAGUCUGUAUGUCUCUGCUCUUUUAGAUGCCCUUGUAUUGCCCAAAGCUAUCGCUGUUGUUAAAGGCACAGCUCACCAGACCCCUCAUGAUGAAGUUACCCGUGGAAAUGCUUUGGCAGACUCUGCAGCCAAAGCCGCGGCCCUUUCUGCCCCUCAGGCUGAAUAUUCUUGUGCUUUGAUCGAGCAGCCUCCACUCGCCUCCCUUGAGGAUCUGGCCAAGAUCCAGGAAGCGGCACCAGCAGCUGAGAACCGUUUUUGGAGUGCUAAUGGCUGGAUUCUACACUCUGACCAUCGUUGGCGUGCCCCAGCUGGUCGCCUGGUUGCCCCGAAGAUGCUAAUGCCCUAUCUUGCUCGUGUAUACCACGGAAUGGCUCACGUGAGCAAAGGGGGGAUGGUUGCUGCGGUGAACCGAGAUUGGUGUGCGUUCGGUUUCCCAGUCAUUGCACAUCACUACUGUCAACAAUGUGUGAUUUGUCAGCAGCAUAACAUUGGUAAAGCUGUUCAAGUUAGGCAGGCAGCACCCCCUCCCCCUUGGGGACCUUUUGUAAAUAUUCAGAUUGAUUUUAUUCAACUGUCUAACUGUUGUGGUGAUGAAUAUGUAUUGGUUUUAGUGGAUGUAUUUUCAAAUUGGGUUGAAGCUUUUCCCUGCAGGAAAGCAGAUGCCAGGACUGUUGUGAAACUUCUGCUUCAAGAUUUUGUACCGCGAUUUGGCAUCCCUGUGAGUCUCAACAGUGACCGUGGAACUCAUUUGACGGGCCAGAUUGUAAAGGAGUUAUGUGCAGCUUUGUAGAUCCAACACAACCUUCACUGCCCCCACCGUCCGCAGUCUGCCGGGGCAGUGGAACGCCAGAAUGGAAUUCUGAAAAAUAAACUGGCCAAGAUUGUGCUGAAACAAACUUAAAGUGGCCAGACGCCCUUCCGCUGGCACUAAUGAGUAUGAGGGCCACUCCCAAUCGAAAGACUGGACUCAGCCCUCGUGAGAUUUUGACAGGGUGCCCGAUGCGACUACCAACUGCACCCCCACUGACCCUAGCUCAGAUGGACAUUCAUUUAAUGGAUGACACAAGGCUUAAGUAUUGUCAGGCACUAAUGAAAUGUGUUAAGUCUUUUUAUACACAGGUGAAAGACGCACUACCCAAGGAUCCUGUGCAGCCCUGCCACUCACUGGAACCAGGAGACUGGGUCUACAUAAAGGUCCAUCAGCGAAAGACUGCCCUGGCUCCACGCUGGAAGGGCCCUUUCCAAGUCCUGUUAACCACCAACACCGCUGUGAAGGGCCAAGGACUGCCUGCCUGGACCCAUGCUUCGCACUGCAAAAAGACCCCUCCACCUGGAGAGGAUUCUUCAGCUGAUGAUCAGCCUAUUUCUCCUGCUAGCUCUGCUGUGCCUCCUGGACAGCAGGGAAAGAGGACAAGGUGAAGUGCUAGUAACCUCUCCCUUGUCCACUGACAGAUCUACAACGCCUUUGAAUUCUUUUACAGGAAUCGCACCAGUACAGGGUGAAGUGCUAGUAACCUCUCCCUUGUCCACUGACAGAUCUACAACGCCUUUGAAUUCUUUUACAGGAAUCACACCAGUACAGGGUGAAGUGCUAGUAACCUCUCCCCUGCACUAUGGUGAAUCACAACUGCUUUU